Caretta caretta (loggerhead turtle) is the source of this 1508-nucleotide messenger RNA. RefSeq names its product centrosomal AT-AC splicing factor (gene CENATAC). NCBI's taxonomy places the organism in Eukaryota, Metazoa, Chordata, Testudines, Cheloniidae. The record is from RefSeq and is a predicted model, not a curated record.
CGUGCUCGCUGCUCCCUCCUCUACGAUCGCUACGCACAGAGUCGUCGGUCGAGGCAGGCGCCUUAAGAUGGCGGCGGUCGCCGGGCCGGGCUCCUAGCUCAGCCAUGGGGGUAUUUUACUGCCCCCUUUGCCACCUCACCGCCUUUGUGGGUCGGCGCCACCUCUACAGCGCUAGCCACCAGCGACGGCUCCGGGAGGCGCUCAGCCGCCUGCAGGCCAAGGUGCAGUUGGCUCGGAAGAUGAUUAAAAAUGCAGUGGUCGUGAAGUAUGACGCAGGGGAGCAUGAACAACUCUUCUGGUGUCUCUGCUGCAAGCAGGAGGUGAAAAGGCACCUGAGCCAUGGGAGCCUGACAGUGCUGCAUGGGGGACUUCUGCAGCACAUGGCCAGCCUGGAGCAUAAAAAAGAAGCCAACAAGUUCUGGUGGGAGAACAAAGCAGAAGCCAAAUUAAAGCAGCAGUUUCUGAUUUCCUCUGAGGAGUAUGAACGGUUCAAAUCAUCACUUGUCAAAGCUCUGGAUGCUUUUGAAGAAAAAGAGGAUGAGGUCAUUAAAGAGAUGGCAUCCCAUAUCCGAGAAGUGGAGCAGAGCAGACAGGAAAUGGUACAUGCCGUCUUAGAGCCUCAAACCGAGACAGAAUUUUGUGAUGAAUCCUCUGCCUUCAGUACACCUGGAGGGCAUAAAAGUGACUUCACCAUCAUCACAGAAGAGCAGCUUGGUCCAAGUGUGAUUCAGAUAACACCUGAUUUAGAUUGGAUGGAAGAAAACCAUGCUCUGACUUUUAUUGGCCACCAGGAAUCUGAAGGGAAGGGAAAUGUUCACACAGGUGCCAAACCUCCUUGGCUGAUGCAGGAUGAAGAGGAAUUUGGAAGUAAACACCAGAUUGGACCUUCAUAUGAGGAAUUUCUCAAAGAACAGGAGAAGCAGAAGCUGAAAAAACUUCCAACAGAUCGUGUUGGUGCCAACUUUGAUCACACCUCUGAGACAGGUGAAGGCUGGCUUCCCUCCUUUGGGCGAGUCUGGAAUCAUGGUAGAAGGUGGCAAUCCAGACAUCAGUUCAAAGCUGAAUCAGGUAAAGAAAAAAGGAAGACCCGAAAAAGACCAAAAUCUGAGGUUCAAUGAAAAAGCACGCACCACCUAGUGUUUAGUAUACAAAGCGUAUAAUGUUGUUAAUGCUGUUAUAGUUACUGUAUAUCCAGCUAUAUAGAAGACAUGAACUCAAACUAAUUUUGCUUAAGUGGGACUUCACUGUGCCGUCCUACAGUGUAGAUGAAAAGGAGGCCAAGGCAUCUUUGGCCAGAGCUAUCACAUAAUAUCAAGAUGCUUGAGAUUUUUUUUACUCCAUCUCGCCCCCUUAAGAAGACACAAAGUUAAUUAAACAAUUUUAUUGUAUACAUUUACAUAAGAAAUACAGCAGAGGUGACUGGAAAACCUGCAAAGCAAAAAAUACUGAGUUAGUCAAUCAGUUGUGUAGAUCUCAUUGUCUAAUAAAGUUUGUCCUACUGCAACAUU